UAUAAUUAAGAUAAAAUUUACAAUUUGCAUCAGAAAGAGUGUUUUUUAUCAGGUAAAAUAAAUUUAGAUAUGUGUGUCUUUGUUGAAUUCGAAUCUUGAACGCAUCACAUUUGAUUGAAGAUUACAGUUUCGUGCUUAUAGCUAAGAAGUUGCGGCGAGCUUGCAAAGUAUUGCCUACAUAAUUCAGAUGGACUUCAACAUAAAGCUGGUUGUUUUAUUAUUUGUUUGUUUCCAAGCGAUCCACAGUAGUGAGGGGAAGAAAAAACCAGCAACUUUGAAUGUUCUUACAUUUAACGUUGCCCUUCACGAGUCCGAACAGUUUGCAAUAGGAACGAGAGAGCCUCGCAAAAGGAAAAUAAUCCGCGCCCUGAAAAAAUCAGAUGCUGAUCUCAUUUGUCUCCAGGAGGUGUUUAUUGGUGAGGAUGUAGAAGCUAUUGUUAAUAACCUGAAAGAACAGUUUCCAUAUUCCUAUAGUGAAAUGCAUACUGCUGUAAAUAAAUUGCCACCACAGGCAAAGAAGAAAACCUCGCCACCUUGUGAUUAUGCAAAUUUGAGCGCGUAUAUUGCGUGUGUGAAAAACAGCACUUGCUAUCCAUUGAAUAUCUCGUGCAUAACGACCACGUGCACGCCUGAGGUAGAAAACCUUUUUCGGUUUGAAGAUCAAGGGUGUUUUACUUGUAUAGCUGAAUCAAUGUGGAAUGUUGAAGCAUGCGGAGCGGAAAAACCUAUCAUUGGAGGUAGGCAGGUGAAUAACGGAGGUCUUAUUCUGUUAUCGAAGAAAAAACUGUAUCGUACAUCAUUUAAAGACUACCAUCCGACAACUAGAGAGUCCUAUUUCAGAGGCUAUAUCAAAACUAAGAUAAGAAAUUUUGCCGACGUGCGCUGCACACAUCUUAAGUCUACCAAUUUUCCAUAUUUCUUCGAACCUGAACUGCAAGCAAUAGGGUUCAACUCAUUAGAAGAGGUACAUACUCAUCAAACAAAAGCGUUGAUAAAAAGUUUGAAGAAAAAACGACCAGCAAUAAUAUUGGGUGAUAUCAACACUGGUCUUGCAUUUAAACCUAAACUCAUGGCCCGAAUCCCAGAAAAUUAUAUUGCAUUACUAAAGCAGUUUACAACAAGACCAGCGAAUAGAUACACGUAUAAAGAUUGGACAGAUGAAUCUAAUAAAUCCAUUACUGAUCACGUGUUUGUUAGAGACCUUAUCAUACGUAAAACCAAGAGAUUAUAUAUUCCUAAGGACGGAAAACUGCAAAUGAGUGACCAUGUAGGUGUGCAGUCGGUUGUGAAACGAGCAUGUUGAACGGUUGUUUCUUUGACAUCGUAUAUCGUGUAUCUGUAUUAAAUAAAACAUGAAAUA
Molecule: messenger RNA, 1360 nt
Organism: Ruditapes philippinarum (Manila clam)
Lineage: Eukaryota; Metazoa; Mollusca; Bivalvia; Venerida; Veneridae
Exons: 10
Coding region: 188-1303 (371 amino acids)
Cellular component (GO): cytoplasm
Molecular function (GO): sphingomyelin phosphodiesterase activity
Source: RefSeq, a predicted model, not a curated record